GCGGGAGGUACUGGUAGUGCGGGCUCGCGUCCUGGCCGUCGUGCAUCUCCGUGGGGAGGCUGGUCCCCUCCGCGGCGGCGGGGCCUCCCUCGCGGGGUGCGCGGCCGUGUGUCUCCGGCUGCUGAGGGGGCCGGCGGCCGCGCUGUGGGGGGCGGGGAGAGCCGGCGGCGCUGGGAGCCGCCCGGCUGAGGCAUGUUCCCCAGACCUGCCUCCGCUGGGACGGGGACGCGUUAUUGGCACCUGGGUUUUUGGUGCUUUCUGGCGCUGGUCAUCUUUAUUGUCCCAUCCUUGCAGCCCCACCCUUCUUUACUCUCCGUUUUUGUUUUCCGGAGUCAGAUCGCCAGUUGUCGGGGCUGCCUUUCCCAGACAUCCUCACCCCACUCUGGAUUUAGGGCAGAGCACUGGCAGAGGGAGUUCACCCGCUGCUUAUUCACCUGUCCCAUCAUAACCUACCGCCCUGCCUGUGCAGUUUCCCUCCACGCAAGCCUGUGACCCAGGGAGCAUGCCUUUCCCAGCUGCCUGUAGUCUGAUCCCAGCAAAAAUACUGGACUAAGGGCAUGGGAAUCUGAAGACCUCUGUUUCUCCUAGAAGAGUGAUAGAAGAAGGAGCAGAGAUGGGAAACCCAGAAAGCAUUGGAGAUGCAUAUGUUGCUGUGAUUCGUCCAAAAAAUACUGCUAGCCUGAAUUCUCGGGAAUAUCGAGCUAAAUCCUAUGAAAUUUUGUUGCUUGAAGUUCCCAUUGAAGGCCAAAAGAAAAAAAGAAAGAAAGUUUUGCUGGAAACUAAACUGCAGGGAGGCACUGAGAUAACCCAGAGCAUCUUGGAUUAUGUAUUAGAAGCCACCAAACCAAUUUCACCAGCCAAUCAGGGUAUUAAAGGAAAGCGCGUAGUGUUAAUGAAGAAGUUUCCUCUUGAUGGAGAGAAGGCAGGCCAGGAGGCAUCACUUUACAUUGUUCCAACUGUUGUGAAAGAUAAUACGAAAUAUGCAUACAGCCCUGGAUGCCCUGUGUUCUACUGUUUACAAGACAUCAUGAGAGUCUGCAGUGAAUCCAGCACCCAUUUUGCAACACUUACUGCAAAAAUGUUAAUUGCCUUGGAUAAGUGGUUGGAUGAACGGCACACCCAGUCUCACUCCAUCCCAGCUUUAUUCAGACCAUCUCCUCUUGAGAGAAUCAAAACAAAUGUAAUAAACCCUGCCUAUGCUAUAGAACCUGGUCAAACAGAGAGCUCAUUGCACAUGGGUUAUACUGCCCUGGAAAUAAAGAGUAAAAUGCUGGCACUGGAGAAAGCAGAUAUGUGUAUCUAUAAUCCUUUGUUUGGAUCUGACCUUCAGUAUACUAAUAGGGUUGACAAAGUGGUAAUAAAUCCAUACUUUGGCCUUGGAGCCCCAGACUAUUCAAAGAUUCAGAUUCCUAAAAGAGAAAAGUGGCAACGUAGCAUGAGCAGCGUCACGGAGGACAAGGAACACCAGUGGGUAGAUGAUUUCCCUCUUCACCGCAGUGCUUGUGAAGGUGACUCUGAUCUACUAAGCCACCUUCUGGAUAAAAAGUUUUCUGUUAAUCAGUUAGAUAGUGACCACUGGGCACCUAUCCAUUAUGCAUGCUGGUAUGGAAAAGUUGAAGCCACUCGAAUGCUGUUGGAGAAAGGGAAGUGCAAUCCAAAUCUUUUGAACGGCCAACUCAGUUCUCCUCUUCAUUUUGCUGCUGGAGGUGGGCAUGCUGAAAUAGUACAAAUUCUACUAAAUCAUCCAGAAAUUGACAGACACAUUACUGAUCAACAAGGAAGAUCUCCACUGAAUGUCUGUGAAGAGAACAAACAAAAUGAAUGGGAAGAAGCUGCAAAACUGCUGAAGGAAGCCAUAAAUAAACCUUAUGAAAAGGCACGCAUUUAUCGUAUGGAUGGGUCAUAUCGCUCUGUUGAGUUGAAACAUGGAAACAAUACUACUGUACAGCAGAUAAUGGAGGGGAUGCGUUUGUCUCAAGAAACUCAGCAGUACUUCACCAUCUGGAUCUGUUCUGAGAACCUCAGCCUCCAACUGAAGCCAUAUCACAAGCCUUUGCAGCAUAUUCGGGAUUGGCCCGAAAUAUUCACUGAACUGACAAACUUGGAUCCUCAAAGGGAAACUUCACAGCUUUUCCUGAGAAGAGAUGUGAGACUUCCACUGGAAAUAGAAAAAAAGAUUGAGGAUCCAUUGGCUAUUCUUAUUCUUUUUGAUGAAGCCAGAUACAAUUUACUGAAAGGUUUCUAUACAUCACCUGAUGCCAAGCUGAUCACACUGGCCAGUCUGCUUCUACAAAUAGUCUAUGGAAAUUAUGAGAGCAAGAAACAUAAACAGGGCUUUCUAAAUGAAGAAAAUCUGAAAUCUAUAGUACCAAUCACUAAACUAAAAAGCAAAGCUCCUCACUGGACAAACAGGAUACUUCAUGAAUACAAGAAUCUCAGCACCAGUGAAGGUGUAAGUAAAGAGAUGCACCACCUUCAGCGCAUGUUCUUGCAGAAUUGCUGGGAAAUUCCUACUUAUGGAGCAGCUUUUUUCACGGGACAGAUAUUCACCAAAGCAAGCUCAAGUAGCCAUAAAGUCAUCAAAGUGUAUGUAGGAGUAAAUGUGAAAGGGCUGCACCUCCUCAACAUGGAAACGAAGGCUUUACUCCUCAGCCUCAAGUAUGGUUGCUUUAUGUGGCAGUUGGGAGAUGGAGAUACAUGUUUUCAAAUCCACAGUCUGGAAAACAAAAUGAGCUUUAUUGUGCAUACCAAACAGGCAGGUCUCGUUGUGAAACUUUUGAUGAAAUUAAAUGGCCAGUUAAUGCCAAGUGAAAGAAAUGAAUGAUGGAAAUGAACAAUAGUUCUGAAACAGCAUCUGAUGGCUAAGCAAAAAACAACUUAUAUCUCAUCAUAACAGAAGGCUUCCACGUACAUGAAUUUUACACAAUACAGAAGUCACUUUGUACAGUUUUUUAACUUUGUACAGAAGCUGCAUGGUUUAUUUUUUUAAAAAAACUAUACAAUGUAUCUGUUAUUUUUAUAAAUAUUUUUGUGGUUCAUCUAUAAGCUAUUGUAGGGCUUGAGCUUAACCAAUAAAACUAACGAAAUGUAAAUGGUUGACUGAGUUGGACGAGCAUGAAUCAAGUAAGGCUUUUGUUCCCAUAGGACUAUGGGACAACCAGUGGCAUUAAGCAAGUCUCAGUUAACCUAUUUACCUUUCACGUUGUUCUGUGGAACAUCAAGGAGGUUGUAUAUGUUACAGUAUUUUGUAGACUCACUUUUUAAGACACUGUUGGUAAGUGUGCUUAAAAGAUCAGUUAGACCUUUGAGCAACUACUUUUGAUAAGCUCUUGGUUUUCAUUUUAUUUCUGAAAAACGUUAUAGCUGGCUUUAUUUUUAGCCUUAGCUUUCUCAUAUUUCAUAUUUAUUCUAAAAUACUGCAUGAGGAUGUCAAAAGGGAAAUAACUUCAAAUCACUCAGAAGCCAUAUUAAAUGUUUAGCAUGCUUGGGCUUGUUUGGUUUUUUUUUAAUAAUGGAUUUUUACUUUUGCUGUGCAAUAUAAAAUGUGUAUAUCGAGGAGGGGGAGGUACAGAUUUACAAAUGAAUCUUACUCAGAGGACUUUGGAAAGUUUAAUAAAUCUUACCCUGGAUUGCAGCACAUAUGCAGUAACAAAAACUCAGAUAGGAGGUACUAAGUUAUUUCUGUUAAACUAAUUUUCCUACUGAUUACCUACUUCAGUUUCUUGAGGCUACAAGCAGUGCGGGAUGCAGGAAUGAAGAUUUAUAUUGCAAGGAAGUCAGACACAGUUGGUAAGCAUUCUGCCUGCUCUUUGCAGAGUCAGGAUUGGGUCUCAAAGAGUUGGGUUCCUAUGCAAUCUGAAACAUAUCCUUGUACAUUAGAAUAGUAUCCAUAACACAACUCUUUGAAAUUUCUGGUUGUAUUUCAGGGUUUUAAAUGCACUUGACUGUUUCUUCCAUGUAAACUGCAUGCUAAACCAGUGUGCAAUAUUUUGUAAAAAAGGUUUUCUUAAAACAAUGAAAAUUAGCACUUGGCUCUAAGUUUUCAAAUAAAAGUUCAAAUGAAUGUUAGAAGCUGUGCUCUUGUGUAGUAACUUUACUCAUAGCUUACAACUAGCAAGUGCAGUUUAAGAAAUUAAAGUAGUAAGCAGUUAAGAAAAGUGAACAGGAGACAUUUUGUAAUCUUCUUAGCUAUACUUUUUUACUUGAACUUCACUGGUGUAAAUAACAGUAACUCUUCAUGGAGCGUUAUAGUUAAGGUAAAUAAUAAAACAGUCAGGUCCUUCAUAGUGCAGCCAUCUUUGCUAUCACUUGGCAAUGGCAUCAGAAAUACACUUCUCUACGUAGCACUUUGUUGGCAAGUUCUUAUUGUGUUCUAUGAACCAUAACAAAGUUCAAGUUGACAAGCAGGUAUUCUUUAUUGCGGCGCUGGGAGACACAGGGGAUAGCUCCUCCUCAUGUGUCCCGUUUAAGCAUCGAACAGACCGUGAUUAUAUUGUUGCUUAACAUACUUAUUCAUUACAUUUCCAAUAAACGUCAUACAUAUUCAUUAGUUGUCCGAGAAUCGUUUUACAUAAUUCCACGCCUAUUUUUGCAUGCGCAUAACAAGGUGGUAGUGGUCUUUGGUGGUCGUUUUACUUCUUCCAACAAUCUUCAUCACUUACUUGGCCGUUCCUUGAACUCUUGUUCUGGUGGUCUUUGAAGCAUGCACAGUAGCCAAAUGCUUACACCAGCUUAAUUGGUUCGGUAACAGUGCUGACAUAAGUGAGUGAUUUCUCCCUGGCCUUCUAUUUAUCAGUUAACUUAGCUACAGCACCUCCUGAACGUCUGCUAGUUUCAGAUAUACAGUCCUGUUUUGCUUACAGUAAAUUCUGUACAAAGGUCAUAAGGUUCUAAAACUCUGUCAGCUACAACGAUUUAUCUUAUACAAGGAUCCUUAUUAUGUUCUUUUGGUUGGGCUCUUUAGGUUUGGAAAGUUUUGUUGUUACGUCAGCAACCACUAGUCUGGUUUGGGCUGAUUAUUAUGAAAUACCUAAGAUCCUUUCCAUUGCUAUUGUUACAAAGCCACCAAGCUUUUAUUUACAAAGGAUUAUAUUUCAUUUUGUAUGUCUUUAUCUCAGUUAGAAAACUAGAGGAAAUAUGUUCAAAUGUGUCAGUUGCAUAUUCAACAGUACUAUUAAUAUGCCUUAUUGCUGUAUAGUUCUUUCUGCUAAUUUCUUAUUUAUUACUACCUAAUAAAUUUUUUGCAACAAGUAA
This is a messenger RNA of Strigops habroptila (Kakapo), 5253 nucleotides long. It is a transcript of the gene KRIT1, whose product is annotated as KRIT1 ankyrin repeat containing. Gene Ontology annotation, biological process: negative regulation of angiogenesis; regulation of establishment of cell polarity; cell redox homeostasis. Gene Ontology annotation, molecular function: protein binding. The transcript has 18 exons. The record is from RefSeq and is a predicted model, not a curated record. Gene Ontology annotation, cellular component: cytoskeleton; plasma membrane. NCBI's taxonomy places the organism in Eukaryota, Metazoa, Chordata, Aves, Psittaciformes, Psittacidae. The coding region runs from base 614 to 2824 and encodes 736 amino acids.